Salvia splendens (bonfire salvia) is the source of this 2208-nucleotide messenger RNA. RefSeq lists its product as uncharacterized. The transcript has 2 exons. The record is from RefSeq and is a predicted model, not a curated record. The coding region runs from base 1215 to 1841 and encodes 208 amino acids. Lineage: Eukaryota; Viridiplantae; Streptophyta; Magnoliopsida; Lamiales; Lamiaceae.
UUUGGGUGGGAACCAAUUUGGGAUAACCCAUGAAGGUAAGACGAGUAUUUGUUCCUCACUGCUUUUGUUGUUGUGUCAAAUGUCAUAUUAUGUCAUUAAUGAGGUUACAUUUAGGGCUGGUUUGGUUACUAUGUUUCACAAAUAUAAGGAUGUGAAACUGUAUGAAACUUACGUUUGGUUGUCAAAUUGGUGACCAAGUCAAGCCAGUGUUUAACCCCUUCGGCCGCACUGUUCACUAAGAUUGAAGCUGCUUCUUAUCUACCUACUGAAGUUGCGAUACAGAUAUCUUGCUUCGAAAAAGUGUCUGAUAACACUUUUUCUUCCAAAGUACCCCUCAGUCAUUCUUCUAUUUGAAAAUAGUCAACAUCAUUUACUCAUUUUUCACCAACCUCAACACCCAAAAAUGGAACCCUACAAACCGGAUUUUUGAGGUACACGAAGAAAUCGAAGAGGAAGAAGGAGCAAUAGCAGAAAACGGUAAGAUAAUGUUUUGUAUUUUCUUGGUAGAUCAUUGACUUGCUGUUCUGAUUUCGUGUCUGACUCAACACCACCGGUGGAUUUAAGAACGCUCGAUGUUAGAUGUCCAAGGAUUCAAUUACUCCCUCUAUUUCCCCCCUCUCACAUCUUCCAAUUUUUAAAUUGACAAUCAGAUUCUAGUCUGCUGCCUUGAAGAGAUCUGUUGUGCACAGCCCACAAUAUACAUUAACGUAGUGCAAGGAAUAAUCGUAGCCUCGGCGAGAACAACAACCCAGUAAGUUCGUUAAAUUGGACAGGAAUCUUUCAUUUGUAAGGUUGAUGCUUUAUACUCGUCCCUUACAGUUUACUCUUCUCCUACCUGUUGAUUGACUGGUAAGUGGGAAAAUUGAAAAUAUUUUGAAAGGGUUUGCGCUUUCUACUGCAAGGAUUCAUCAUUGUCUGACGCGUGGAUGUAUGAACCAAGUUUAUUCCUUGCUAUUUGAUGGCGUUUUGUCAAAUUAUAUGGUUGUUGUGUUGUUUUGAAGCUUGAACUACUUGUUGUUGUUACAUCAUUUUGUCUGAAUUUCUCAAAAAUUAUAUACAUUGUUCAGCUUGUUAAGUUUUAUUUACACAAGGUCAUGGUAGUCUACCUACUUGCUUCUAUAUUCAGCUCAGAUUGGUUCAUAUGAAUGAAAAGUUUGUCCUUUUUUUUCUGUGCAGAAAAUUGAACCUGUUGAUUUUGUAUUUUACUUCAUUUCAUGACACCUCCUUUGCCCAUAUCUACAACCAUUUACAUUAUGGUAGAAGACAUAAUGAAUCUUUUCCACUUGCAAACUACCAGAAUCUUGUAUCUCUACUUGAGGCACGGUAGACGUCUGCAUGGACGUCUUAGGCGGCACUUGAUUAGGCCCUACUCUCUACUACGUCGGAUUCCUGCCCAAGUCCGGCAUAUGAGCCAGCUUGUCUUUGUUAGCGAUAUCGAUUUGCUGCACAAUUUUAUCUGGGGUGAAAUGACACAUGAUCUAGUUGAGGAAGCACUUGAUUUUGGCACACAAGAUGUAGCUGAACACGUCGACUAUGCUGACAUGGAAUACAUUGACCAAGUUGAAGCUACAUCUGAUUGGACUCGAAUGCGCGAAGACUUGGCAAAUUCCAUGUGGUUAAAUCGUGGGAAUGUCGACACAUCAACUGAAGAUGGUGAACUAAUACCAGAGUGCAUUUGUGGUGGGGGAAGAUGCGGCUUUUGUGUGCAGGGAAAGAAGCCAAACAUAGUGGCAGGUUUUUUUAUAAAUGUCCAGCUAAUAUCAAACAUUCAAGUUCUUUUUUGUGGUGCGACGAGUUUGAUAGUAGGCUUGACGACGGUCGUAUCCCAGAUUUCGUCUUAAAUCAAGGAUAUCGCCCGGAUAAAGUUGUUGCUAACAUGAAAUCUGCCAAAGAAACAAGGGUGCUCACUAGUGAAUUUGGUUGCCAAUCAUGCGGUCGUUGUCGGGCAGAGGCAAAGAUGAACUUCAUCUUGGCUUUCAUUGGUAUACUGGGUGUUGUAGUGGGGAACUUGUUCUAGCUUGUAAGCUGUUCUGCAGAACUUGUUUAAGACAGUGAUCUACUUAUUAAUUUUAUGUCAUGUUUAGAUAUUUUGUAAACAUUGGGUUGUAUUUGAACUGCUUCAGUGGUGUGGCUGUCUGAUUGCUGGUAAAUAUUAUUGCUAAGCAUUUUGAUCGAAAAGUUGUAUUUAAAAUGAGUGAGUUUAUAACA